AUGUGGUUCAUCAAAGAAGCGGGCAAGUCGUUCAUCAAGGAGGGCAACCCCAAAUACGUAGAGGAAUUGAAAAAUCGAUUCAAGGAGAUCCAGAAGACGGAAUACAAGACACCUACGAGACCCAGCAGAGAAUUGAUCAAGAAGAUGAACAACGCAAUAUACACGGCGUCAAACGAAGAACCAGACUCCAACGUUCUAUCCGACGACACAUCGCGGCCACUGUUUGACUUCAGGAACCCAAGCAGUCAGGAGACCAUCGUCGGCAGGAUGAUGCUCAUGACAGAACACGCCGUCUGGUACCAGCACUCCACCAAGCAGACCACCAGCGACGAGGGUAUGCUCAAGCACGACUCCAUCAGCACCUACAACAUGAUGGUGGCCCACGCGGUGCUCAUGAAGAUGUUGAGGGAUGAAGAGCCCGAUAUCGACCCAAGCGAAUUCAUGUUCGCCGGCUUCGACCCCUCCCUGGCCUUCCACAGCGGUGCACAGGAGAUCUUCAACAACUUCCUAGGUGCGAAGAUGAAAAAGCAGCUGACGGCGCAAGACCGCAUCCAAAGAAUAAGAGAACAUAAACAACAGUUAAAAACACUCAAGGCCAAGAUCAUACACAGGUACCAGAUGACAGAGAAGCGCAUAGCAGCCCUCAGAGCCACGAUCAACAUGAAGAGGACAUACAUGCAAGAAACAACCGACCCCAAGCGCAAGAAGUCACUGGAAGAUGCCAUCAAGAGGAUAGAGCUGCACAUCGUUAGAUGCGAGGAAGCGAGAAAUAUGAAAGGCACACGACCCAUCGCCGAGAAGACCAGACUCAAAACCAUGGCCGAAUUUCUGGCCCAGGCAAGAAAGGGCCACAACCGAAAGAAAAAGACGGGCAGUAACCAGAACACCAAGGCCAAGGGCAAGAAAACCUCCCGCUGA
Guillardia theta CCMP2712 is the source of this 918-nucleotide messenger RNA. RefSeq lists its product as hypothetical. Lineage: Eukaryota; Cryptophyceae; Pyrenomonadales; Geminigeraceae. The transcript has 2 exons. The record is from RefSeq and is a predicted model, not a curated record. Bases 1 to 918 code for a protein of 305 amino acids.